Messenger RNA from Suillus clintonianus, 2198 nucleotides. Its product is annotated as major facilitator superfamily domain-containing protein. The transcript has 7 exons. The record is from RefSeq and is a predicted model, not a curated record. Gene Ontology annotation, biological process: transmembrane transport. Gene Ontology annotation, molecular function: transmembrane transporter activity. Bases 442 to 1917 code for a protein of 491 amino acids. Lineage: Eukaryota; Fungi; Basidiomycota; Agaricomycetes; Boletales; Suillaceae.
GUGCGGCGCGCCUCAUGCUGCGGCAACACUGUCUACGGUAUGUAACUAACGCGCUCUGCUUUUAUGAUUGCGAGUGGUCUGGUGUUGACAUUUUGCUGCUAUGUGUGCUCUAAUUGGACUUAUGAGCGCUGACCGUGAUAUUUGGCCAGAGCAGUACUAAUUCCUGGCAGGCGACUUAUAUAGGUGGACUUGGGGUACUAGUAGCUGGUGUACGUCACGUACUAGCUACCCCUGGUAUUUACGUUUGCUCGUGUGAUGCUUUUCAUUCCGGCGGCGACCCUAUUAUUCCAAAGAGCAUGUUCCUGAACUCCUUUUCAUUGAUAAUGAGGUUGGCCAACGAGCCGGUCGCUGACAGGCUUGUUGCUGGCCGGCUCGCCGCUGGAACGUGUUGGCAUAUAAGAGCCCAUCUGGAAUCCGGCAGACUCGUUCCCUCGCACGACCAUGAUUGCAUAUCAGGAUGAUGAAGAGACUCCUCUUCUACGACAGCCAGAGCAGUCGAUAGCCAAGACACCUCUGCCCUGGAAUCAAUUCUGGAUCAUUUUGGUCUUGCAGUUUUCAAAUUUCCUUGUUUUUCAGACCCUUGCCCCGUUUACCCCCGAACUGAUCAGAGACAUUGGCGUGACCGGCGGAGACGAAUCCCAGGUUGGAUACUACGCUGGAAUCCUGCACUCAUCGUACUAUGUCGCUCAAACAUUGACCGUUCUCUAUUGGAGUCAACUGUCUGACCAUGUUGGGCGGAAGCCUUUGAUACUAGUUGCUUUGUUCGCGAUAGCUACUACGAUGUUGUCGUUUGGGCUGUCAAGAACCUUUCUCGGUCUGCUGGCCAGCCGUCUUAUCUGCGGGGCAUUCAAUGGCGAAAAUGGUGUCGUCAAAAACUUGUUGUUGGACAUCACCGACGCAACGAAUUUGCCCAAGGCAUACGGAUAUAUGCCAAUUUCAUGGAUGUCAGCGUCCAUCAUUGGGCCGCUUGCUGGUGGAUCGCUCUCCCGACCCGCAGACAGAUUCCCUGAAAUAUUUGGGCGAUCGGAACUGCUGAAGACCUAUCCAUACCUCUUGUCGUGUGCUGUUCCAGCUGUAUGUGCUUCUAUUGCUUGGCUAGUUACAUAUUUCUGUCUUAAAGAGACCGUUUCUACCAGGGCACCCCUUUGGGAGCUGAUUAAAGAAUGGCUCUUGCGACGGCAAUCUGCAAAACCUUCCACAUCGUCGAGCCAUGCUCAGACUAGUUCUGGUAAACCAAACGCUGAAGAGGCACCAAAGCCACUUCCGCUGCGCGCUGUGCUAACUCCAAAGGUCCUGACCGUCGUAGCAAGUAAUGGCACACUGUCUCUAUUUGAUAUAGCAGUGACCACUAUCCUACCGGUUUUCUACGCGACGCCGAUUGAACUCGGUGGUCUUUCCCUGGACCCUCCCCGCAUUGGCGCUAUAUUCGCGACAUCGGCUUUCGUCGGCGGCACAUUCCAAAUAUUUUUCUACGCCCGAAUACACGAUCGCUUCGGCUCAUAUGCUAUUCUUAUGGCGGGUCUUGCCUCCGGCAUACCUAGUGUAAUUUUAUUACCGGUGAUCAAUGCUCUCGCUCGAGCCCAUGGAAUGGGUCGGGCGGUGUGGUUAGCCAUUGCUAUUCAGCGUGUGCUGCUUGCUAUCUUUGGGACGUGCUUCGCUUGCAUGGCAAUGUUUAUCAGGGCCGCUGCUCCCAAUCGCGCCUCGAUUGGAGCAACCAAUGGACUGGUCCAGUUUGUUAGCGAAGGAGCAAGAAUGGUUGGCCCAGCAUGUGGAGCUGCGGUCUUUUCUUAUUCAAUGCAGGAAGGUCGUGAUGUGUGGUUGGCAUACUAUUUCAUUUUAUCACUGGGAUUUCUCGCGAUCGGCACUUCUGUGUUCCUUCCUCGAGAUCCUCGUCUAUGGGAAGAAGAAGGUAAAUAGUAUGAUUACCACUGACAUCACUGACAUGUAUAGAUUUGUCGUCCACUCUAUUUGUAUCAAUACAAUGUAUUUUUUUCACACUCGUAGAGACGAGAAUAUUAUUCUGGUCGUGUUGCAAUAGCCAAACACGCGGAGAUGGUCCGGACAAAAUUAACGGAUGACAGAGAAUAUUAACUUGUGGCACCGGUGACUCUAGUAAGUUGCUGAUGCAUUGCGUAGCUUGUGUUCUUGUGUUCGAAUGAGUUUUGAGUGCACCACUGCAGACUACUACUAGCCAGCCU